This is a messenger RNA of Cervus elaphus (red deer), 499 nucleotides long. It is a transcript of the gene CYSTM1, whose product is annotated as cysteine rich transmembrane module containing 1. Gene Ontology annotation, cellular component: extracellular exosome. The coding region runs from base 113 to 427 and encodes 104 amino acids. Lineage: Eukaryota; Metazoa; Chordata; Mammalia; Artiodactyla; Cervidae. The transcript has 3 exons. The record is from RefSeq and is a predicted model, not a curated record.
GUUGCCAGGGUGAUCAGGUGACUCCGCAUUCGCGGCUCUCGGGGAGGUCGUGACGUCAGGCGAGCCCAGUCUCCUCACUCGCUCCUUGGCAGGUGUACUCUGCAGGUCCCUGAUGAACCAAGGGAACCCUCCGCCGUAUCCGGGCCCUGGUCCGACGGCCCCGUAUCCCCCUUAUCCAUCACAACCGAUGGGGCCUGGAGUCUACCCUCCAGGACCUCCAGGGGGACCCUACCCACCUCCUCAGGGCGGGUAUCCCUACCAAGGAUACCCACAGUACGGCUGGCAGGGCGGACCUCAGGAGCCUCCUAAAACCACAGUGUACGUGGUGGAGCGGGAAAGGAAGACGGAAGACAGCGGGUGUCAGGCGGCUCUGGCCGCCUGCUGGGCUGCUCUCUGCUGCUGCUGCCUCCUGGAAAGCCUGGACUGAGCAGCGGAGCCCCGAGUGCCCCCUGCAGGCCCUCUACCUUCUGUUACUGGAAUAAAAAACUAGUGCUGCACA